Molecule: messenger RNA, 2043 nt
Organism: Cladophialophora immunda
Lineage: Eukaryota; Fungi; Ascomycota; Eurotiomycetes; Chaetothyriales; Herpotrichiellaceae
Exons: 3
Coding region: 106-2043 (645 amino acids)
Source: RefSeq, a predicted model, not a curated record
ACGGAAAGAUGAUGCUGCACACCUUUUUGCAACACCGUUUGGAGUCGCUCGAGGACCCUCGGUGAAUACAGCUGGAGUGGCCUUCGAUAUUGCAUUACUCUGAAAAUGCCAUUCUGGAAAGGACGGAUAUCUUUGCUGAUAUCCUUGCAGUCAUGGCUGGUGGUUGGUCUCAGCCUUGUUCCCGUUACAGUCGCUGCAGAGCUCACCACUCGAUCGUCAAACACUACCCUUCCUGCUGGCCUUUCGAACCAUGGAAACCCAAACUUGAUCUGCACGCCUACUGGCUGGAGUGACGUUGCGUUCUUUUUCCUCGGCAACUACGCUGCCCAUGCCGGGACAAUUACUCUAUUGCCAGGGGAGGCGACCAUAGAUGCCAUUACAGCGAUGGUCUUUGCUCUUUUGUUCCCGUCUUCAGGAGCUCUACGGGGGAUCUAUUCUAUCUGGAACAGCACCUUGACGCGAGAUCCCUUGCAAACUGCGCUUAAGGCUCAAGCUCUCUGCAUGGUUGUUCGGACGCCCAACUGGCGCCCAAAAUCCGGCGACCAUCUUCACACACUCUCAUACGUGAGUCAGGAUAUGAGCAGAAUGGCCGCAAAAGUUGCACCUUUCUGGUCCUGGAAAAAGGUCCACAACUGGUUAAAAGAACAGCGGAAUCCAGCAGAGGAACUCAAUUCACUGAAACACAGUACCACGCCUCAGAACCCUGUCCGCUUGAGCAUUCAAGCGCCUCCAUGGCUCAGAGGCUCCUACCGCAUUGUUGGACGUCGGAUACACGGUAACCUCCAGCUACCAGAUGGCUAUACUCUGGCUCUGGUUCCGUCCGAUGCACUUGUGGAGAGUUCUGUCCAGAGCACUGACGACUCCGGAGAUUUUGACAUGAACCGCUUUAAGACAGAGCCGAUCGCCGUAUCGUACAGUCUCCCCAAAGCUUUGAUUGCUGUCGCUCAGACGGCCUAUGCUUCAACGACAUUGUAUCGAUCGCGAGGAGAUCAAAUCAGGAGGUACGGAUACGCUGCGUUCGGUCUUACGGUGGUUCCAUAUCUCGUCAUGUCUGUCAUCAACCUGCUCAGCACCUUGAUCACACCGGAAUACUCUGCCUUUUAUUUGGUUGGAUCAGAUAUCAUGAAGGAAGCCCAGGCGCGGGGAGGGUGUUUUCCAAGUGUUGUUGGUCAACUAGUCGGUGAAGAAGUCACCGUCGAUGGCACCUUUAUCUUCUCGGGGUCAUUCAAAGAGUGCAAUGAGGCUCCUGACCACGACUUGAACGUUACUGACGACGACCGUGAAUCUCGCAAAACGUUCGAGUUCGAGUUGACGUCUGUGCAGAUGGACAAUGAUGCAUUUGAAGAACGUCCGAGAAUCAAGGAGUCCGUUGAUACAGAAGGCCAAGAGCCCAAGUCCAACGUUACCUCGGAAAUAACCCCCUUGGAGUCGAUGGCACCGUCAGCAGCCGAACAAAAUAGUUCUGUGAUUUGGGCAUUCAGCCGGACCACUCCCGAGAAUAUUGCGCUCGCCGGCUUCACAGACCCGAUAGAAGAUAAACCCUCGAUUGCGUUUCCGGUGUGCUACAACUUCCAAAGGAAGACCGCCAAGUCAUCUCACCUGGAUUGCAUGUAUCCUUUUUUCAUCAAGCCUGGAUUUGUGCCGAUGCUUUUGCACCUUUUCGCCAGCCCCUCAAAGCUGACUCCGUUGGGACUCCUCCUCGUCGCCGGCGGCAUUUCUCUCGCUAUUAUCGGCGGUAUCUCUCGUUUCCAGUCCGGGUCCAGUACUCUCGCCCAGAGGGCUUGGGUUAUGACAUGGAUAGUUUACGGAACCUAUGCCGGGCCCUUAUGGAGACCCUCGUUAUACAGGCUGUCGGAGGCUUGGAGGCAACUGUUAAGGGCGCGUCGGCGGAAGGAGCUUCCCGACUCUCUAUUCUUCGGCUCUUUCGUUGUCUUACAUGUGUCGCUGCUAGUUGCCUGCAUUUACGCGAUUCCGGCUAUCGGGGGAUUCGUUGUAGUCGCCAAAAUGCUCUGGGAGUAUGGGAAUUGUCGAUUGAUUGAUUGA